Messenger RNA from Dacryopinax primogenitus, 1855 nucleotides. RefSeq lists its product as uncharacterized. The record is from RefSeq and is a predicted model, not a curated record. The transcript is spliced from 6 exons. Gene Ontology annotation, biological process: DNA protection. Bases 1 to 648 code for a protein of 215 amino acids. Gene Ontology annotation, molecular function: 8-oxo-7,8-dihydroguanosine triphosphate pyrophosphatase activity. NCBI's taxonomy places the organism in Eukaryota, Fungi, Basidiomycota, Dacrymycetes, Dacrymycetales, Dacrymycetaceae.
AUGGAUCAAUUCGCAUCCUUGCUGGCACCGGGCAGUAUCGGAUCCGUCCACACAGAAGGGCCUUCCAACUCACUCCAUCUACCAUGGCUCACAACGUCGAGCGUAAAGCAAUAUACACUCGUAUUCCCCAUCAUCACUGGAGAGAACAAGAUAUGCUUGGGCUUGAAGAAACGCGGCUUUGGUGUUGGGAGGUAUAAUGGAUUCGGCGGCAAGGUUGAACCAGGAGAGACGGUGUUAGAUGCGGCCAAACGUGAACUACUUGAAGAGGCCAAUAUCACAGCAAUCAAGAUUAGCUCUUGCGGUCGCAUGUACUUUGCGUUCGAGAACAGUCCUGUGCUGAUGGACGUGCAUGUGUAUCGUAUUGAGGAAUGGGAACAAGAACCAGAAGAAACGGAGGAGAUGCUGCCCAAGUGGCACUCGACGCUGCCAGCGGCCCAAGCUGAAUCGGUUUUCCUGCCUAGCAUUCCGUUCGACAAUAUGUGGCCGGACGACGAGCUCUGGUUCCCUCUGUUUCUUGCGAAGAAGAGCUUUGUCGGCAGGGUGGACUUCAACAAACCCGUAGAUGGCGAGAAGAACAGCAAGAUGGAAGACGGCCCAAUGCGCAAGUGGUGGUUUGCUGAGGCUUCUCUUGAUUCCAUGAAGGCGUAAUGGCUCGAUGGACACUAAGAUCUUGGCGACCUGCUGUGUUCAGACAACAUUCUCAUAGCAAUACAUUGCUGAAAAGUAUACCGGAAGAACAGAGGGUUCUGCAACAUCCUAAUUCGAUGUGUUUUUCUUUGCUGCUCCCAUAACGGCUGAAAGUCUCAUAUCCCUCUGACAAGCCCAUCGCUGACUGUGUUGCUGCCGCUGCCCCUUUCUAGUCCUCACCUGUAGGCGACACUUAGUUUUCCUCCUGGCUUGCAUCACUGGCUUGCAUCAGCAUGGUCGACAGCAGUGGUGGCAGGAUAUGAUUCCGUGCCAUGCUCAUCGACCAUGUCGCUGUCGAUGGUCGCAACUGCCACCUCGUCGCUCUCGUCUGUGCUCCGGAUGCUACUGUCCAUUUCAUUGCCUAUAUGCUGGUGUCAGUUGCAUGAGGACGUCUGUUGGUCGACCUACCGGAUCGUUGGCCUGCAGCGUUCCCCCUGCCCAAGCCCUCGGCAGCCUAAACAUGAGGAGCGAUCAAUCAGCCCAAGCGCUAUUGCAGUUCCCAAACUCAGUGCUGACUGGUGUGUUCCCGUCUCCCAGGAUCUCCCCGUCCUCUCUCUGUGCGGUGUUGCCCUGCACGCUGCAUGAGUCCUCGAAAGGGUAUGGAUGGCUGUUGUUGUUCUCACCCUGGCCCUGGUCGGUAGUGACGCAGAGACGUGACCUGUGGUCAACGCCUCUACGAUGAUCUCUGCUGGGUUGGUGGGUUCGACGACCACUAACCACAAGUCAGUCAACUUGCUUCCCAAACAUUAAGGUACAAUCGAUUUUGUACCCAAAUCGCUAUGGUGUCUAAGGUAUUACCUAUAAGCAGUGGUGUCAAAACCUUUUCCUCAAGAGGAAAGCAAGAGAUAUCGACAGAAGAAGACGCGUCUCCCAAGGUUGAUCACUGCAUCACUCAUUUAUAUGGCCAACGCCCACGGGUGCAUAUAUUUGCACGGGGAGCGGUGAAGAGUGUGCCGGGGUACCAGCGACCCCGGCUUCUGGCCGCUAGAAGCAUGGAAACCGCCCUGAACAAAAUGGUCUCCGCCUUCGGCUUGCAGAAUGGGUAGAUCACCGUGCAGGGACCUUUGUUCGUUGCCCCGCGGCAGAGUUGAGGGUUGUCAAAGGAGGCACAAUCCAUGUUCCACUCGCGUGGUCAUGUAACGAUAUACUUGUACAACGUUUUAUGAAA